AUGCAUCGCCAUCUGCUCAUCUGGGGAAUAUUGCUGGCCAUCCAAGUGGGAUUUAGCCUGGCGGACUGCAAUAUCUGUUCGGCUGAAAGCAAAGCAGCCUGCGUGUCCAGAAAUCAAUACCAAAACUGCACGGCGGACAGUAUCCCAACGGGACCGAUCUACACUUGUCCGAAUAACACUAAUUGCACGGCAUCGGCGGAGAGGUGCACUUCGAAUGCUGAUAUAGUUGCCUGCAAUGAGUGCAAUAAGUGUGAUUUAAAUUCGCCAUACCCCUACGCCUGUACUAGUCCCAGUAGUUAUGCCUAUUGUGAUGGCGUAACUUGUUCUUAUUACGAUAGAGACAUCGUAAUCGGAGACUUUUGUAAUUCGACGGCCUCCACGGGUCGCUAUCCGUAUCCCAAUGACUCUAGUUGCCUCAGGGCUCAGUCUAUACCGGAAAUACCUGGCAGUGUCCUUCAACAAAACCUUAUUUUAGUUCCGUCGCCUUAA
This is a messenger RNA of Drosophila eugracilis, 489 nucleotides long. RefSeq lists its product as uncharacterized. The transcript is spliced from 3 exons. Lineage: Eukaryota; Metazoa; Arthropoda; Insecta; Diptera; Drosophilidae. The record is from RefSeq and is a predicted model, not a curated record. Bases 1 to 489 code for a protein of 162 amino acids.